This is a messenger RNA of Epinephelus lanceolatus (giant grouper), 4289 nucleotides long. RefSeq names its product transcription termination factor, RNA polymerase II (gene ttf2). NCBI's taxonomy places the organism in Eukaryota, Metazoa, Chordata, Actinopteri, Perciformes, Serranidae. Gene Ontology annotation, biological process: DNA repair. Gene Ontology annotation, cellular component: nucleus. The record is from RefSeq and is a predicted model, not a curated record. Gene Ontology annotation, molecular function: ATP binding; ATP-dependent activity, acting on DNA; zinc ion binding.
GUCGAUACGAAAAUACCGAACUUCUCUUCCCAGCAGGUGAAAUUGUGCUUUAUGUGUCAGAACAAUGGAGAAAAUUUUAUGUAAUGUCCACGGCAACGUGUGUAUGUUAAAAACGGGCGUUAAAGAUGGACCAAAUAAAGGCAAGAGCUUCUACGUCUGCGUUGACAAGCAAGGCUGUGAUUUCACUCAUGUGGCCAGUGUCUCAGCAUCCCACUGCCUCCAGCAUGAAGAUUCGAUUGUGGAGCUCCAAGCUCUUACCUACAGUCUACAACAGCAGAGCCACAGGUUGUUCUACAGGUGCAUUACAGGGAAAAAAGCUGGCCAGAGGUGGUGUGGAAGCGUGCCUUGGACUGCACCAGAGAAAGAAAAGAGAAACCCUCUCUCUGACACACAGCUGCAGCCCUCUUGCCUGCCUCCUGUCCGAAACCCUUUUAAAGCCCCUGUCAAGACAGACAAGGAUUCUGAGUGGAGCAGGAUGCAGCGUGGAGGAGGUGACAAGAAAAGUGAGGAGAAAGACAGCGAGGCAAGAGAAGGUUGUCAGAAAGAAAAUGUGGCGAGCGUAGGUGCAAGAGCGGAAGAGAAGGAGAAAGGGAAGCUGGAUUCAUCAGAUUCUUACAGAGGCAAACAGCUUCCCCCGGGGAUGAAGUUAAAGAAGAGAGUUUCAGAUGAGGAGAGAAGCAGUCCCAAAGCUGACAGUGUGGAUAAGACUACAGAUAAAGUGCAAGACAAGGCCAAAGAGAACCACACUGAGCAGGGAGUAGCAGAAAAAACUAGCUCUACCUCCACUGUCAAGGCUGUCCAUCCUGUGAAAGUAAAUCAAACCUCACAAGAACCUCACAAGGGAUCGACCCAGCAACCAACCAGCGGUGAAACAUGUCAGGUGAAACAAACUGACCCUGCUGUGAAAGAGAGUGUCUCUAAAUCUGCACCCAGUAGUAGCCGCAGAGACUCGGAGAACACCAAGAACCCCACAACUACCAAACCAACACAGCCGGAGUCCAGUGGAACCAAAAUCCACCAAGAUGAUGAUGAUGAUGAUGAUGAUGAUGUAGUGGUGGUGUUGGUGAAACCUGCUACACAGAAAACUCCUCCUGUGUCUGCUGUCCAAAAGCCCCUGACUGCGUAUGCUGGGUUCCAGCCAGCCUCUAAGGUCAAAGGUCAGCAGGAUGGGCUGCGCACCAUGCUCACUGCUCAACUCCAACAGAAGAAGGCAACUCUGUCUGUGGUGAACGUGGCAGCUCUGCCAGAUAAAGGGGAGAGGUUGAGGACUCAGGUGAAAGAGCUGGAGGACGUACUGGAGUCUCUGAGUCUCACUGCUGCUUCUCAGCCUGGGUCUCAGAGUGGAGAGAACAGCAGUGAUGCUAGUCUGGGUAGCAAGCAGGUUAACCCAUUCAGCCGGCAGGGUGGCACCAUCCUGCUCCCAGCCCCCCCAGCCACGGGCCCCUACCAACACCAGGCCUCGGGCACCUCACUGGGGCUCCAGCUGAGCCAGGGAUACACCCAGAUGUAUGGAGCAAACCCACAGGUCCAUGCCUUUUACGGCGGCAGGAUGACUGAGGACCGUCUGCUGGCGGUGAAAAAUGCCACCUGCGAGGCCAUCGACCAUCUCCACAAAUCCCUGGAGUCCUGCCCCGACGCUGAGGCCGAGGCUCCAGACCCCAAAGGCAUCAAGGUUACGCUCCUGGCCCAUCAGAGGAGAGCUCUGGCCUGGCUGCUCUGGAGAGAAGCCCAGAAUCCCUGUGGAGGAAUCCUGGCGGAUGACAUGGGUCUGGGGAAAACCCUGACCAUGAUCGCUCUCAUACUGGCCAAGAAGAUCAAGGCGAAAGAGGAAGUUGAGAAGAAGGAAGAGAAGAAGGAAGAGAGCUGGAUCUCCAAAACUGACUCCAGCCUCGUGGUUUCUAAAGGCACUCUGAUCAUCUGUCCUGCCUCCCUGGUCCACCACUGGAAGAGGGAGAUUGAGAGACAUGUGAAGACAAGCAGGCUGAGUGUGUACCUGUACCACGGCCCCAACCGUGAGAGAAGUGCCAAAGUGCUGGCUGACUAUGAUGUGGUGGUGACCACAUACAGUUUGGUCUCUAAAGAGAUUCCAGUCCAGAAGGAGGACGCUGAGAAACCCAGCAAAGAUGAUACUGAUGUUGUGCCACCACGCUCUGCUCCUCUUCUGCGAGUGACCUGGGCCCGAGUGAUUCUGGACGAAGCCCACAACAUCAAAAACCCAAAGGUGCAGACCUCCAUGGCAGUCUGUCAGCUGAGGGCUCGGGCCCGCUGGGCUGUCACCGGUACACCCAUCCAGAACAACCUGCUGGACAUGUACUCACUGCUCAAGUUUUUGCGUUGCUCUCCAUUUGAUGAGUACAAACUGUGGAAAGCUCAGGUGGACAACGGCUCAAAGAGAGGCAGAGAGAGACUCAACAUCCUGACCAGGUGUUUGCUGCUCCGACGCACCAAAGACCAGCUGGACUCCACAGGAAAACCACUGGUGUCUCUUCCUGAUCGGACCUGCGAGGUGCAUCAGCUCAAACUGUCCCAGGAUGAACAGGCCGUGUAUGAUGUGGUCUUUGCCCAAUCCAGAUCUACUCUGCAGAACUACCUGAAGAGACACGAAGGAAAUGAUGUGAAAAAGGGAAACGCUUCCAGCUCCAACCCUUUUGACAAAGUUGCCCAAGAGUUUGGUAUGUCCCAGGCCGACCCUGCUUUGUCGAGUUCCCAGCAGCCUCAGCAGGCAUCUAGCACCGUCCACAUCCUGUCCCUGCUGCUGCGCCUCCGACAGUGCUGCUGUCACCUGUCACUUCUUAAGAAGACUCUCGACACAACGGAGCUGCAGGGCGACGGGAUCGUCUUGUCUCUGGAGGAGCAGCUCAAUGCUCUGUCGCUGUCCUCCAGCCCCUCGCCGUCAGACCCCAAAGACACCGUGGCCCUUAAUGGCACUCGCUUCUCCUCACAGCUGUUUGAGGACACCAGUGAGAGCACCAAGAUUUCUGCUAUUAUCUCUGAGCUGAAGGCGAUCAGACAGAAGGGCACCGAUCAGAAAAGCGUGAUCGUGUCCCAGUGGACCAGCAUGCUCAGCAUUGUAGCAGUUCAUCUGCAGAGGAUGGGCCUGAGAUACGCCGUUAUCGACGGGUCCGUGAACCCCAAACGCCGCAUGGACCUGGUGGAAGAAUUCAACAACAACCCUGACGGACCGCAGGUGAUGCUGGUGUCUCUUUGUGCUGGAGGGGUCGGACUCAAUCUCAUCGGUGGGAAUCACCUCUUCCUCAUUGACAUGCACUGGAACCCAGCCUUGGAAGAUCAGGCCUGUGACAGAAUCUACAGAGUUGGACAAAGAAAAGACGUCACCAUCCACAGGUUUGUGUGUGACGGCACAGUGGAGGAGAAGAUCUCAACACUGCAGAUGAAGAAGAAGGAGCUGGCCCAGAACGUGUUGUCAGGAACAGGAAGCACCGUCUCCAAACUCUCCCUGGCUGAUCUCAGGAUCAUCUUUGGUGUCUGAGAUGGAGGAGGACCAUCAGACCCACAGCUGCAACACCAGGCAGCUGUUCAUACACACAGUAUAUUCAAAACUUAGGGUAUUUAAGCCUGGAAAAUCUUGAAAUUACUCAGAUAGACUGAGGUAAUAAAUGACAUGAAUCUAAGAUGCUGGAGAGCUUAUUAUUCCACCAUGUCAUGACAGGUUUUUUUCCUCUUUUAGCUAAAUUAAGAACAGCAUUUCAGUUGGUAUUUGAUUCAUCCUAAAGCUCUAUAACAUUAUCUGAGCAUCUCUAUCUUGAGCAUCUUUACUUCCUCCAACAGCCACUACACCACUCUUGUGGAGUUACACUAAACUGCAGAUGCAACAUACUAUGCAACAUUUUAUGCGGCUACAAAUGCAGACACUGUUGCGUCCACCUCAGCCUGAAAUAUAAGUUGAUGCCCACUAAAAUCAUAAUGCAACUUCUGUUUACGCGACAAUGCCUGUGUCUGAGUUCCAAUGCCAUAUCUGACACACAGGUUAGGACCUCUUAAACUCCUCAUCUUUUGGUCCAUUGAUGCUUUAUGGCACUUUUUGUGUUUAUGGCAUAUGCUGCAGUAAGUGUGGCAAAUAAUUAAGUAACAUUUUUAAAUGCAUGUGUGUAUGUUUUCCAGUUUCUUAUUAUUUUAUUAUGUUAUAUUUCAAAGUUAUUUUAAGUGAAGCAGAUAUUUCCAUAUAUUUGUGUCUGAUGGAGUUUAUUUCCUGUCCUCUUUUUACAUGCCUUUUAAAGUAUUGUAUGUGUGUUGAAUUGAUGAUGUUUGAAUAAAUUCAGAUGAAGACA